Molecule: messenger RNA, 5646 nt
Organism: Trichoderma atroviride IMI 206040
Lineage: Eukaryota; Fungi; Ascomycota; Sordariomycetes; Hypocreales; Hypocreaceae
Source: RefSeq, a predicted model, not a curated record
UAGAUAAUGUGCUCUUGGCCAUGACAGCAUGAAAGACCACUUCACUGGCGGCAAGCAGUGGAUCUUGGAAAUUGUGAGACGAGUUGGAGACUCAAGGAAGCCGCUUCACUCGUUAGGCUUUGCAAAUCAUACUCGCCCUGUUUCUCGCCGCGUGAUUGAGGUAGCCAAGUCUUCUCAACGUCGUAUUAUCCGCACAGGAAGCAAUCAGGCGAUGUCAUGGAAGACGAAAAAGCGCCGCUCGGAUCUGCAGCUUCAAGGUAGCUCCAGAAAAGUCCUGGUUGUUGGAAAAAACCGAAUCCAAGACACGCGACAACGCAAGGCACCAGAACAGCGCCAAUCCGCUUGCUUUUGCUCCGCCGCGCAGAGGCCUAUCGAGUGCGAUCCUUUUCAAUCUACCGAUGCUUCUGUGCAGAGUCUCACAGCACCACGGAAUGCGAUGAGCGCGCCUUCUCGCCUGCGGUCUGGGUUCCAGUCAACCCCAUAUCCCGCCAACAGACGACGCACCGACUACGACGACGAUGAACCACCAGCGAUAUCAAAGUUCAUCUCGGCGGCCGCGUCGAACAGGAUGGCGAAGCUUCCUACAGCCCCCGAAAGCGCAGCGCCCCGCAGCAGCACCGGCAACGCUCCAGUGAUUCCUUUGACGCUUCUCGAUGCACCACAACAACGCCUUUACGCCUUUGCUGUUUACGUCUUGCUGUGGGCAUGGAAGCUUUACGACUGGCUACAGGUGAUAGAGGAUGGCAAUGGCUCUGGGUGGCUGUUCAUGAAAUGGAUCCUCAUCGACUUUGUUUUUAUAUUCGGGCUUCCAGAGCUGCGGAUUCCCUGGCUGGAGCUCUCCCAGCUGGUAGUGAUUGGUGUUUUUGCGUCACAUGUGGUUACUAACUAUAUGCUCAUGUUCAAUAUUCCGCCUUGGCUCCUCGGCAUUGCCAAAGUCCUCUACGAUCGUGAGAUCUCAGUUUCAGAGCACCACGUCAAGGUCUCCAACAUUCUCAACAACAACUCCCUGAUUAUGGGCAAACAGAUCAUCAACAUUCUUCCAGAAGGCUCUGCCGUCCUCAAUCCCGACCAUUCGCCCUUUUGCUUGUCAGGCAAAAGCCAAGUUGCCCUCCCAAUCUACUUCAACGCCACUGUACCCGUUGAAGUCGAAUUCUUACGUCUCGAUCUUGAGACCGGCAAGGAAGAUAUAAUCAAGGUUUCGAGCAGAGAAAUAAACAAGGUGGCCAAGUUGAUUCGAGAAAACAACGCGGAUCCAGAUGCUGCUCCGUUCCAAUGGAUAUACCCCGUGAAGAAGCCGGGUGUCUAUCGAUUGAACAAAGUGCUGGAUGAAUACAAGCUUGAGGUUCAGAGGCCGAUUAGGGAUACGUAUGUGGUGCCUUGUCCACAGGCCAGGAUUCAGACCGCCGAGUCCUCGGAUCGAUGCAUUCGCGACUUGUCCAACCUAUCGCUCGAUGUUGUUGGAACACCGCCACUAAAGAUACAAUAUUCGCGAUCGAUCAAUGGGAAGAACCAUGCCUUCCACUUUCAAAGCUUGCAGCCUGAAGGGUUCACCUCACCACUCAUCAGCACCUCCGGUCUGGGCUUCGACAAUAGCGAUGACGUUUCUUGGGUCAAACCUCAGAAGGUAACAGUGAAACUAAAUGAGUCCAUGGCCACCGCUGGAGAAUGGGAAUAUUCAGUAGAAGAGGUUUACGACGCAUUCGGCAAUGUCGUCAAAUAUGCGGAUGCAAAUGAAGAACUGGACUCACCAAAAACAAAAUGGCUCUCUCAACGAUUUUCCGUCAAGGAGCGGCCCAAGAUUCGCAUGCAGGGCUGCGAUCUGAGAAACCCCCUUAGAGUAGCCAAGGGUCGCGCCGCCAAGCUGCCCAUCAGUUUUGGUCUCACUGGCCGCGUGGAGGAUACUUCUCAUAAAAUCACUUGGCAAUUCUCACCCAUCGAUUCGAUCACGAAUAGCGGCGAUCACGGCGAUCAGGUAUCAAUUGGAAGGCAUUCUGCGAAGAAUUCAAUGGACAAGCCGCUGGUUUCAGAACCUGGUCUCUACACGCUAAAGUCUGUUUCGAGCGGAUCUUGCGAGGGCGAAGUAGAUGAACCUUCUUCUUGCUUGCUGUUGAAUCCGCUGGAGCCGCAUUUGUCUAUCCGGACGGAAGAAAUAGCGGACAAAUGUGCUGGCAACUCUGUUGGUCUUCGCGUCGAUCUCGAUCUCGUCGGCACACCCCCAUUCACCGUGCGAUACGAUGUCAUCUCCGAUGGCCAUGUUGAGAAACAAGCCCAUCGCGUAGAUGCCUUGAGGUCUCAGAUUGAGCUCGUUCCUCGCAAAGCUGGGCGCUACAAGUACAUCUUUAGGUCUAUUGACGAUGACGUCUACACCGGGUUGCCUUUGACAGGCGAAGACAAAGUCCUGGAGCAGGUGGUCAAGCCGGCUGCAUCCGCAUAUAUCUCGAAUCGUGAGAAGACAAUUAGCGCAUGUCUCGAAUCUGAGGUGGAUGUGGAUGUUGUGCUUGCCGGAGAGCCACCGUUCAGCCUGGAGUGGGAAAUCAUUCACGAUGGCAAACGCAAGCCCGCGCGUGCAACAGAUAUCAAGGACUCACACUUUAAGAUCAAGACAUCAUCACUUACUAAGGGUGGAGACUAUAUUCUUGCUCUUAGCAGUGUUCAGGAUCAACGCGGAUGCCGAACUUUCUUGCAAGACCAGAUGAAGAUUUCUGUGCGUCGCCAGCGGCCACGGGGUGCCUUUGGAUUGAUUGAGCAGAAGAACAGCAUAAUGGCUGUUGAGGACACCGCUCUUCGCCUGCCACUUCGUCUCCAAGGUGAAGGACCGUGGACCGUUUCCUAUCGAAACUUGGAUGGACCUUCGGACAUUAUCACUAAGACGAUAAACGGACCGAAUGACUACCUUUUGGUUCGGUCACGAGGAACUUACGAGCUCCUUGAUAUCGUUGACAAGCAAUGUCCUGGAGUUAUUGAGCCUACAGCCUCUAAAUUCGAGGUAGACUGGUUCCCCCGGCCAGAGAUAUCCGUUGUCACAUCCAACAGCAUCACGUCGUCUAAAUCUGGCGUGUUUGUUAAACAAGAAAUCUGCGAAGGCGAUAUCGAUGGCUUCGAAAUCAGCCUCAAAGGAUCGGCUCCAUACCACGUUGAAUAUGAAGUUAGACACAAGCCAGCGCAGGGUGCUAUUUCCCUCAGCCAAAGACGCUUUGAUGCUGCUUUGUCUAAGGCGGCUGUUGCUAUGGACACAUCCAAAGCUGGCGACUAUACUUAUAAGUUUUCUGAACUGGCAGAUAACCUCUACAACAGCGAUAAGCACUUCACUCCUUUGCUCGUUCAGCAGCACGUAAAUGCCAAGCCAACGGCCGCUUUUGCUAAGCCAGGUCAAACAUUCAAGUACUGCCUGGAAGAGCAAGAGCAAGAAGAUGUGAUCCCUAUCACACUUACAGGUGUUCCACCCUUCUACGUCGAAGUGGAAAUCAAGCAUCAGGUUGGAUCUACUCCGGAGACCUAUCGAAUUCCUGCAAUUCAGACCAACAAUUAUGGCAUGUCAAUUCCACGCCAGCAUCUUCGUCUAGGCAACCAGCAGUUGCUCCUUCGUACUGUCCGAGAUGCGCGAGGCUGUCAGAGGAAAUAUGAUGUUGGUGGGCCAUCUAUACAAAUUCAGCUGUACGAUGCCCCCUCAAUAUAUCCAUUGGAAUCACGCAAAGAUUACUGCAUCGGCGAGCGUAUCGCGUACACCUUGUCUGGUACGCCGCCAUUUGACAUUGCUUACGACUUUAAUGGCCAAUGGAACGCAAAAUCGCAUACGACUAGCUUUAGGCGUAUUGCCGAGAAGCCUGGCGAGUUUACUAUUACCAGCAUCUCUGACAAGGCCAGCGAAUGUCGCGCUUCUGUGAAUCUUCCUGUAACUAUCCACCCGCUACCUAGCGUGCAGAUUAGCCGUGGUAAGAUGUCUCGGGUAGAUAUCCAUGAAGGAAACGAGGUGGAUAUUCUCUUCGAAUUCUGGGGCUCUCCUCCGUUCGAAUUCACCUAUACACGAAGCAGCAAUGCCAAGAAGGGACAGCGAAGCGUCAUCCUCGAGACUAGACAUGACAUCUCGUAUGAACACAGCAAGGUUGUCAAGGCUAGCCAGGAGGGUACGUAUGAAGUUGUUGCAAUCAAGGACAAGUUCUGCUCCUUCUCAACGCAACAGGUGGAUCACAAGAAGCCGCGGUAAAGGGCAGGUGAAGUUAUCAUAGACUGGGGAGAGAGAAGAAGGAGAAGAAGAAAAAAAGAUAUACGUGCUACGACAAAUCAAAGAUAUGGAAUGAAGCAAUAGGGGAGAGAGAAAAGAGAGAAAUAAUCUUGUAAGACAUUGAACGGUUAAAGGGGGGAAGAGACUGGAUUGUAGGGAAUGGGAUAAAUUUAUGUACAUAUGCACUUAUACCAUGGCAUGGCGUUUUUGAGUAAGGAAGAAACCAGGUUAUGCACUGGAAAGUUUAUAGUUGUUUUGUUCUUGAACCAAGUGUUUUGUGUUGUGUUCUCUGGAGUAAUGCUUCUCUUAUGCUGGAGAAGACUUGUAAUAGGUUUAACUAAUGUAGUGCGCUGUCUAAGCUGGACCUUUUCUUCUUUAAAUGUACAAAGUGCUAUAUCCAAAAUGUGAUCUAUAUACAAGUAUAGAUUCAAGAAUUACUCUUCCUCCUCAGCCACCUCAAUCUUUUUGAUCAUAUCCCCUCCAGCUCUUGCAAUCUCUAGCAGGACUGCCUUGCGGUUCACCUCAACUUGAUCACCGUCACCUCCGACAGAGUGGAAGUUGUAUGGCAAGCCCGCUCUAAACUUUUGCUUCUGCAGUCGAGGGUUCCAAAGAGCCGCCACCACGGCGUCAUCCGCGCCGCCCCGGAAGAACAGCAGCGAGUCUUCAUACACGCGCUCCAGCUCCUCCAUGAAGACGUCUGUCGGGUGUGCCCUGAUGGGGAGCGGGACGGAUGCGGUGAGAGCGUCGAGGUUUUUGAAUUGGGAGUGCUUCCGUCCGCUGGACUCGACGGCUGUUUCGCGGAUAAUGUUUUUGAUGGCCUUGGAGGAGAGGUGGAAGAGGACGUCGUAGUCUUGGAGGGAGGUCUCGAACAGAAGAGAUGGGUCGAGGUGGAUGCCCUUUUCUCGGACGAGCUUGCAGGCUGCUUUGGCGAGAUGUGUCAUGCGGGAGGCAACCAGUUUUGAUGGUCCGUUGCGAGUGUAUGCAAGGCCAGAUCGAUCGUUGGAUGUGGCCACAAAUAGGACCUUGUCGUUCAUGUUGGGAUCUCGUUUUCUCCAGGUUUGAAGGUCAUGGCGAACGGAGGAUCGAUCGUCUUCGGAAAGAUCUUCCGCCGUGUCGACAAUCAAGGCCUCGUCACGCCAAUCCCAUUUGGAAAGAAAGAAUAGUGUUCGCAGCAGACCCGUGAUGACGGAAGUGGGCUGCCUCCAGGGGUAUGGCUGGAGGAAUGCGUGAAGAACGAACAGCUCAACGAGCUCUUCGCGGAUAUGGCCAGUCAGCUUGUGGCUAUUGAACCAAUGCUUGACUAGUCGGAUGGUUGGCGAGAGAGGAGGGAAACGGGUGCAGAAAGUUGCAAUGGUCUGAGUGUGGAGCGGAAGAGCAUUGUACAGCCAGUUGAGCUUUUCAAAGGCUUCUUCGGCUUCCUCGCG